AUGACUAGGUGCGGCGAGACAAUCGUGGAUGGUUGGGGGGACAACUGGGAGUACGAAGAACAGGACGAAUGGAAGGAGGACGACACCGCAGCGGACACCGAGGGGCCUGACGUAAUCCGGACGCCGCUACGACAGCACAUAAUGCAGCCUGCAUCCCCUACUUCAUGCGGCCAACCACCACGCCGCCGUAACAGCCAUAACACCGCCCGCGUCAUUGACAACCCGGACGUCCGUCCGCAACACGACGCCGCCUCAGACGCCGCCCCCGCCAUAUGGGGUGGAGACGACAUCACCACAGAUGGAAGAGAUCACACCUGUCCAGCCCCUGUGCAUCACUGCGGAUCCAUCACGCCACUUCCGGCACCACCUACGAGGCCGCCCCCAGCCACUGAGAAAGCGACUGGCGCGGCCGUGCACACCGAGACAGCCACAGGAAGAUGCAGCCUGGCAGGCAGCCAGGUCGCCGAUCACACACAGCAUCACUGCAGAUCCAUCACGCCACCUCCGGCACCACCGACGAUGCCGCCCCCAGCCACUGAGAAACGUCACUGCGGAUCCAUCACGCCACCUCUGCCACCACGGAAAACGACGACACCGCCCCCAGCCACUGAGAAAGCUACUGGCGCGGCCGUGCACACCGAGACAGCCACAUCGCGACCCAGUCCGGCAGACAACCAGGUUGCCGACGCCAUGCCACAAUGCACCGAGGCGGACUUGCCAGCCAAGAUGCCGCCGUCCCCGACGCCGCCGCCCCCAACUGCCGUGAAGGCUCUCGGGGGGUUCACGCAGUGCCAACCGGCCGGCGUGUCACUUCUGCCCGCCGCGCACGUCACAGAGGGCGUGUCACAUCCGCCCGCCGUGCACGUCACAGGGGGCGUGUCACCUCUGCCCGCCGCGCACUUCAUAGGGGGCGUUCCACUUCUGCCCGCCACGCACGUCACAAGGGGCGUGUCACUUCCGCCCGCCGUGCACGUCUCAGAGGGCAUGUCACCUCCGCCUGCCGCGCAUGUCACAGAGGGCGUUUCACCUCCGCCCGCCGCGCACAUCACAAAGGGCGUGUCACCUCCGCCCACCGCGCACAUCACCGAGGGUGCACUGCCGCACUCCUCUGUGGGCACGCCACCUGCACAUGCCAUGUGUGCCGUUGAAGGCGCUACGCCGCCUCCUCAUGUCAAACGCACCGCUGAAGAUGCCGCAACGCCUUCGCACAUCAAGCGCGCCACUGAAGGUGCCGCGCCGCCUCCGCACGUCAAGCGCACCGCUGAAGGCACCGCGCCGCCUCCGCACGUCAAGCGCGCCAUUGAAGGCGCCGUGCCGCCUCUGCACGUCAAGCGCACCGCUGAAGGUGCCACGGCACCUCCGCACGUCAAGCGCGCCGCUGAAGGCACCACGCCGCCUCCGCACGUCAUGAGUGCCGUUGAAGGCGCCGUGCCGCCGUCGCCUGCGACGCGCGUCACCAUGGUUGUAUUAGCAAAAGUUCUGUGGUCUGGAGUCGGCCAGAUCCUUUAUGCUGUUACUCGCGUGGCGAUAUGA
Bacillus rossius redtenbacheri is the source of this 1533-nucleotide messenger RNA. RefSeq names its product mucin-1-like. The coding region runs from base 1 to 1533 and encodes 510 amino acids. The record is from RefSeq and is a predicted model, not a curated record. Lineage: Eukaryota; Metazoa; Arthropoda; Insecta; Phasmatodea; Bacillidae. The transcript is spliced from 5 exons.